Cucurbita maxima (winter squash) is the source of this 2380-nucleotide messenger RNA. RefSeq names its product aspartokinase 2, chloroplastic-like. Bases 369 to 2060 code for a protein of 563 amino acids. The transcript is spliced from 14 exons. The record is from RefSeq and is a predicted model, not a curated record. Gene Ontology annotation, biological process: amino acid biosynthetic process. Gene Ontology annotation, molecular function: aspartate kinase activity. NCBI's taxonomy places the organism in Eukaryota, Viridiplantae, Streptophyta, Magnoliopsida, Cucurbitales, Cucurbitaceae. Gene Ontology annotation, cellular component: chloroplast stroma.
UCUGCUCCAUCCCGAAGAACAAACACACUGAUUCUUCACAUUGUAACGGGACGCCGCCCACUGGCUCCUGUGUCGUUUUUCUCUUGAUUCUUCCUGGUUGUGCGUUCUCGCAUUCCCUUCAGAUUUCGGUGCCUUGAACUGGAUAGCUCCGAGCAUUUUUUCUGAGGGAAUACGAGAAGCUCCUUCAUUCUGCAGUUUUAAAUUUUGGUUUCUGUUUAUCGGAAGAAUUUCCGCAACUCAAUCUUUGGAGCUCGGUCUUUGAGAUCGAGCGGCAGUUUUGAAGCAUUUGAAUCGAAUAAGAGUUUUAUUCAAGGUUUUCGGAUAUUUGGAUUCAAUUAUCGUGGUUGCAUUAUUCGUCGAAAUAACUAAUGGAAGGCGCUUUGAAUCUUCUUGGAGGCGUAACUAUUUGCUCUGCCUCUUCGAGUAGAACACUGCGUUGCCGACCUUUAUCAUCUCAGCAGCUUCAUUUUGUGUCAUCUAUUGCGCAAAGUGCUGGAUUGUACACAAAUGGCAAACGAUUAUCCUGUAGACGUGUGCGUUCGACAGUCAGAUGCGAGGGGAGGCUUGCAGAUGUAAUUGAUAGAAAAGUGAGUGAGUUUAGAAGUUCUGGUGAAACUGAGCAACAGUUUACAUGUGUCAUGAAGUUCGGUGGCUCAUCAGUGGCUUCUGCAGAGAGAAUGAGGGAAGUUGCUGAACUUAUACGCAGUUUCCCUGAAGAGCGGCCAGUGAUUGUUCUCUCGGCCAUGGGAAAGACAACCAACAAACUUUUGCUGGCUGGAGAAAAGGCUGUUAGCUGUGGCGUUAAUAAUGCAUCAGAUCUUGAGGAGUUGCAAUUCAUAAGAUAUUUGCAUCUGAAGACUGCAGAUGAGCUUGGUGUAGACAGGUCUAUUGUUGCAAAUCACCUUGAUGAAUUGGAGGAACUUCUCAAGGGAAUUGCUAUGAUGAAAGAAUUGACCCUUCGAACAAGAGAUUACUUAGUUUCCUUUGGGGAGUGCAUGUCCACAAGGAUUUUUGCUGCAUAUUUAAGUAGGAUUGGUGUCAAAAGCCGUCAAUAUGAUGCAUUUGAAAUUGGAUUCAUCACCACAGAUGACUUCACAAAUGCUGACAUUUUGGAAGCAACCUAUCCUGCUGUUGCAAAAAGGCUACUUGGUGAUUGGAUUUCUGAUCCUGCUAUUCCUAUUGUGACUGGUUUCCUCGGAAAGGGCUGGAGAUCAUGUGCAGUGACUACGUUGGGAAGGGGUGGUAGUGACCUGACUGCUACUACCCUAGGCAAAGCACUUGGAUUGCGAGAGAUUCAGGUCUGGAAAGAUGUUGAUGGUGUUUUGACAUGUGACCCUAACAUACAUAAAGGUGCAGAACCUGUUCCCUUUUUGACUUUUGACGAGGCAGCUGAACUUGCUUAUUUUGGUGCUCAGGUCCUGCAUCCACAAUCAAUGCGACCAGCUCGGGAGGGUGAUAUUCCCGUUCGGGUGAAAAAUUCGUACAAUCCUCAAGCUCCAGGUACUCUCAUCACCCGGAGCAGAGAUAUGAGCCAGGCAUUACUAACAAGCAUUGUUUUGAAACGCAAUGUAACCAUGUUGGAUAUUGUUAGCACUCGCAUGCUCGGUCAGUUCGGUUUUCUUGCCAGGGUGUUUGCAAUCUUUGAAGAUUUGGGCAUAUCAGUUGAUGUGGUUGCUACCAGUGAAGUCAGUUUAUCCCUGACCUUGGAUCCAUCGAAGCUUUGGAGCAGAGAGCUCAUACAGCAGGCAAGCGAGCUUGACCACGUAGUGGAAGAACUUGAGAAAAUUGCUUUUGUGAAACUGCUUCAACAUAGAUCAAUCAUUUCACUCAUUGGAAAUGUUCAAAGGUCAUCACUGAUACUGGAAAAGGCAUUUCGCGUUCUUCGUACCAAUGGUGUAAAUGUUCAAAUGAUAUCCCAGGGUGCUUCUAAGGUCAACAUCUCAUUGAUCGUAAACGACAGCGAAGCAGAGCAAUGCGUUCGGGCUCUCCAUUCGGCCUUCUUCGAGACCGACAAACUCACAUUAGAUAGAGAAUGUAAAUCUCAAAAUGGUUCAGUCUAGCUAGCUAGCAACGCUGCAUGAGCACCAAGGCCAUUUUUAGUUGCGAGAAGAUGCAUUUUUCGACCAUAUCAUGAGGAAGGAGCAAAUCUAAGCAAUCGGUAUGUAAUAAUUAUUGUCGAAAUCGAGCAAGUCGAGUUAGUUUCUUCCAUUAGUUUCUUUAGGUAGACUACUGCAGCUCUAAGUGUAGUAUUCAGCCGAUUCAGAAAAAGAAAAUUAGGAUCAUGGUUUAUGGUGUACGCUAAGCUUCAUUAGUGUUUUAUAUACUUUUAUAUGGCCUAGUUUGUCUGGCGGAAAUGAACAUACCUCAAUAAUAUUUAUAG